UAUUAAAAGAUUGGUCUUGUCCCUCGGUUAUGUUCAGCAGUGGUGGUUCUAAAAGACCUCUGCCGUAUUCAAUACGGUUGGUUUCGGAUGACCCUUAUUGGUAUUUUGCAUUGCAGUGUCAAUAAACCGGCAUUGAAACUUUCUCUUGUACAUGCACACUUAAUUUGAUGUAACCUGUAUGUGUGUGUGUCGUAGUUGCGGUUAAGUUUUCCGAACGUUUCCGUAAUGACAAGUCAGAACAACGAGAUUCCGAAUGAGGUCUUACUGCAGGUUAAAAAUCUGGACGGCUUGCGAAAGAGUUUUCGAGAAAACCCGCUCAAUUUGGACGAAAACGGCAGCGCCAAACGGGACAAAGCGGGGAGCAAAAAUGAACCGAUGACGGAAAUGUACAAAACGAGCAAAACCGAAUCAAAAGGUGGACAAAAGAAACAGUACGUAGUCAACUUCCUGUCUGAACUUCUGGGGACAACCCUGUUGAUGUUCUUGGGAUGUAUGGGCUGCAUCACCCAGGUUGACAACCCUCCAGCUGUUCACCACAUGUCAUCUCUUGCGUUCGGUUUGGUCAUCUUGCUCAUCAUUCAGAUAUUCGGCCAUAUAUCGGGUGCCCACCUCAACCCAGCCGUAACAAUAAGCACUGUGAUAUUUAAAAUGUUAACUCCUCUGAUGGGACUGGUUUAUAUCGUGGCCCAGUUUUUGGGAGCACUUUUGGGAUUUGCUCUCUUACGGGUGCUGAUGCCGCAAGACUACGUGGUAUCUGGUUUCUGCGCAACGAAACCGCAUGCCCUUAUUACGCCGAUGCAAGGCCUAGCCAUUGAGACUAUCAUCACCUGUGUACUUAUCCUUGUAUGCUGCGGGGUGUGGGACAAGAGAAAUGCCGAGAAACAAGACUCUACCCCAGCCAGAUUCGGGUUCAUUGUGGCAGCAAUAUCCAUGGUAGCCGGGCCUCUGACAGGAGCCAGCAUGAACACUGCCAGGUCUUUUCCGCCCGCAUUUUUCGAUAGGGACUACUCAGCGCAUUGGAUCUACUGGGUUGGUCCAAACGUCGGCGCCAUAUUAGGAUGCGGAUUGUACAGUUACCUUUUCGCGGAAGAAGAGGAACCCGAGGAGUACGACGGUACCCAGUUAGAAGAAAUGAUCACAGAGAAGGCGUGAGAAACUCGGUUUUCCUAUGUCCAUGUAAAUGUGUAGAGCGAGUAUGAAUGCCUUUAAGUUUACAAAAAAUAAAUUAUUUCAAUGCUACGAGCGCACAAAAUAAAACUAUUUUUGCUAGUUUUGAAGUCUC
Molecule: messenger RNA, 1282 nt
Organism: Cylas formicarius (sweet potato weevil)
Lineage: Eukaryota; Metazoa; Arthropoda; Insecta; Coleoptera; Brentidae
Product: aquaporin AQPAe.a-like
Exons: 7
Coding region: 226-1152 (308 amino acids)
Biological process (GO): transmembrane transport
Cellular component (GO): plasma membrane
Molecular function (GO): water channel activity
Source: RefSeq, a predicted model, not a curated record